Messenger RNA from Drosophila busckii, 3909 nucleotides. It is a transcript of the gene scny, whose product is annotated as ubiquitin carboxyl-terminal hydrolase 36. Gene Ontology annotation, cellular component: cytosol; nucleus. The record is from RefSeq and is a predicted model, not a curated record. Lineage: Eukaryota; Metazoa; Arthropoda; Insecta; Diptera; Drosophilidae. The transcript is spliced from 4 exons. Bases 475 to 3636 code for a protein of 1053 amino acids. Gene Ontology annotation, biological process: regulation of apoptotic process; protein deubiquitination. Gene Ontology annotation, molecular function: cysteine-type endopeptidase activity; cysteine-type deubiquitinase activity.
GAGGGAAGAAAUUGUCAUUAUUUUUGAAAAAAGUCAAAAGAAGCAGAUAGCAUGCAAAUGCAAGAAAUAAAUUCGUAAUGUUGGAAAGCCGACCCAAUAGCGAGCGUGUUUGUUUUCGUCUACAACUACAAAGCGUAUUAGCGAGCCCAAGAGCAUAAAGUGAAAAAGCGUGCAAUUGUGUUAGUGUGUGUGUGUGCUUGUGUUUGUGUGUGUUCGUCUAGGUCGAGUCCGCGCAACACGCCCGCCAACAUCACCAAGAAGAAAAUAAGUUGAAGAACAUCAAGCCAAGCGAAUGCUGCUUUUUACACUACCGCCCUCGCCGCCACUGCCCCAUCAUCAUCAUCCGCUUGUGAAUUGAUUUCGCGCUCUGCUCCUUACCACUCCCUAAAACCCACUACUUCAUUAUCAGUUGUGGGGCAGGCUACCAAAAAAUCAUUCAAAAUUCCACCACAAACGCCCACCACUUCAAGCGCCAUGCCCGUCUCGUUGGCUGUGUGCGAAACGGCCAGCAUUGUUAACUCAGCGCUGCGUGAAUCGCUCGGUGUGGUAAAUGUUUCCGGCUGUCUACCGGCGGCUUCUAGCCGUUCGGCCAAUGGAUCUGCUAAGGAUGAGGCGGCUAAGAAUGGCGACGAUAGCGCCAAUGAUAAUCUACAGAGUCAGAUUGUGGCGAAUGCAAAGCGUGUGCUGCUUGCUAAAAUCGACUAUGAAGAGGUAGAGAAUUAUCAAAAUUCGGUGUUGGCCAAUUUAAAGUCAAAAUAUAUUGUCAUCAAACCGGACACAAACAAAUUGAACGGUCACAGUGCUGCCAAAACUGUAAACUCAAAUGGACAUGACCAACACAUCCAGAGCAGCAAUGGAACAUUGCAUCAAAAUGGGAAUCGUAAGCAGUCCCUUGAUACAGCGCACACCAACAAUCCCAAUGAGCUGCCAAAGCCAAAGCGAGUACUUUAUCCUCGCGAACAGUUACGAAUUGGCUGGAAGCAAUCGGAGCGCAGCUGGCAGGUGGGUGCCGGCAUGAUCAAUGUGGGCAACACCUGCUAUCUAAAUUCGACGCUGCAGGCGCUUUUUCAUAUACCAGCCCUAGCCAAUUGGCUAGUGUCUGAGACGGCGCAUGUGGAGAACUGUAACAUUAGCGAAUCGUGCGGUGGCACUGGUUGCAUCAUUUGCGCCAUGGCUAAGACGUUGCUAUCCACGCAAUCCAAUCAGUCCACAGUGCGUCCGUAUCUCAUCUACUCGAAGCUGCGGCAAAUUUGCAAGCAUAUGAUCGUCGGCCGUCAGGAGGAUGCGCACGAGUUCUUGCGCUUUCUUGUCGAAGCCAUGGAGAAGGCCUAUCUGAUGCGCUUCCGCAACUACAAGGAGCUCGAUCAGUUGGUGAAGGAAACGACGCCGCUGAACCAAAUCUUUGGCGGUUAUCUGCGCAGCGAAGUGCGCUGCCUUAGCUGCAAUCAUGUCUCCAUAACGUUUCAGCAUUUUCAAGAUUUGCUGCUGGACAUACGCAAGGCGGACACGCUGGAUGAGGCCUUUGACGGUUACUUCUCACGCGAGCGUCUUGAGGACAUGGGCUACAAGUGCGAGGGCUGUAAGAAAAAGGUGUCGGCUACAAAGCAAUUUAGUCUGGAGCGCGCACCUAUUACACUUUGUAUACAGCUCAAACGCUUCUCAAUGAUGGGCAACAAGCUGACUAAACAGAUUAGUUUUAAACCACGCAUUGACCUCAGUCGAUUUGCCGCGCGCAGUUCAUCAUCAUCAUCAUCAAUGCAGCCUUUGAUCUAUCGCCUUGUCUCAAUGGUCACUCAUCUGGGUGUUUCUCAGCAUUGUGGCCACUACACAGCCAUUGGGCUUACUGAAACGGGCAGCUACUAUAACUUUGAUGAUAGUUAUGUGCGUCCCUCGGCCAUUCAAAGUGUUUGCAACACCAAUGCAUAUAUCAUGUUCUACGAGCUGGAUGUGAACAGCGUUAGCUUCAACUUCAGCAGCAGCACUGUAAGCACCGCGCCCAAGAUGAAUGGUACGCGUUUGGGCAAUGGACAACAGCAUAGUCCAACCACCAUGCCCUCCGCAACAGUCACAGCUGCUUCGCCCCGUUUUAUAGGGCCACAGCUGCCCAAUGGCUAUGGGAUAAGCAAUGGUCAUGCUAAGACCUCUUUACAGUUCAAAGCUGCAGCCACGAACACGACGCAGUCAGCGCCUAACAAAAGUUCCUGCAACAACAACAAUCACAACAUACUGCCUAUAUCCUCGGACGACGAAGAGGAGGAGGAGGACGAGGAUACGGCAAAAAGCGAUAGACCAACGCCACAGCUGCCCAGCAUGCCCAAGAUGUUCGCAGAGGAUGAGCCUAAGCUGCCUACGGUAAAAUUGAAGCCAAAGAGCCUGGUGCCCUAUGAAUCUGCCUCCGAAGAGGAAGAGCAGCAACUGCAGCCGGCCUCUAAUCCACGCAAGCGUCGCAGUGGCGCCGACGAAGAUGAUGACUCCAGUGAUAUGGAGCCAGAAACACCAGCGUCAACUGGAACUCUUCGCAAUGGGCAUAGCAACAACCAUUCGCCUACAAAAGCCAAGUACGCCUCAAAUGCCACCUCCUCCUUGGCGACGGCGUCGCAUGUUAACAGCAGCAAACAAAAGACUGAUGCCAUAGAAGAAAUAUUCAAAAGUCUAAACAACUACAAAAACAAACAGCGGAGCAACAGCAAAACAGUAGCUAAAAAAGUAGAAGACGAGGACGACGAUGAGGCUGAUCAGGAGCCGCAGCAGGUCAAUGGGUGGCAGUCGCAAAAAUUCAACGUCAACAAUGGGAAAGCACCUGGGUCGCCAAAGACGCCGCCCUCGCCAGCAGUUAUUAAAUCGAAAACGGGCAUUUGGCAGGUUACAAAGAGCGAUGAUGCCGAUGAAGAGGAAGAUGACGAUAACGACGAAGAGGAGGACGAAAAUGAAGCUGAAACUGUCACUGCAACUGCCAAGUCAGCAAAAAAUCACAAAAAUCCGUUUGCUAGCAAAGCAACUGAAUCGCCGCCGACGCCCAGUUUAAAGCGUCAAAAAUUGCUCAAUGGGAGUGCGACGGCCACAGCGACAGCGACCACGCCACGCAUUGGCAAUGGCUAUCAGAGCGAGUCCAAUGCCAAUGGCAGCGCUGCCGUUAGCGAACUGCUGAAGCAGUCGCAUCGCGGCUACGGCGCCACUGUGCUUAGCUGGAGUGGCAAGACCUCCGAAUUGGACAAGGAGCUGCUGGCCGAAGCGCGUGAGCAACGCAAGCGAGAUGAGGAAGAUGAUGAGGAAAAUGAAAUGGAUCGUGGACGUCAGCGAAAAAUCAAGUCUGUAGCAUCGCCAGCUGUAAGCGGCAAGUACAGCAAUACCCCCGGCUACAAUCCAUUCCAGGAGUACGAGGGACAGAAGCGCUGGCACAACAACAAAUCAGGCAGCUUUUCGUCCCGCUUCUCGCAUCAGUCCAGUUACCGUUCAAAUUUCCAGCAGCGCAAUAAAUUCAAAUAUAAUCAGCAUCGCUUUAAUGGCGGCAGUGGUGGCGGCAGUGCCAAAUUUCAACAGCAACGUGCACUGCAGCGACAUCUGGCGUCUGGUGGUGGCUUCACGCGACGCCAGCAUCAGUCAAAUGGACAGCAGCAGCAGCAACAGCAAUCUUAACUGUCGCAGAAGUUAAGAAGAAAAACCCGCUAGCCUUGAAUGCCACGCCCCGCCCGCCCUAAAGUGCAUUUACUGCAUUGCUUGCAAACGAUGUCACUUUCGGUUUUAACUUCAGUUUUUUAUCAUUUAGCAGCGAUAAUAGGAUAAUUUUAGCAUUAUCCUAGGACUAGGACUUUUAAGCUAUAAGCUAGACCUCUCCAACACACACACACACACAUAUAUAUACAAACAUACAUACAUAUAUAAAUACUACGUACUAUCCCCUAUUGCACA